CUUGGCCUAUUCUUGAACGAGCGCGGGCUGGCCUUAGAACAUUGCCCGAAAAAGUUUCGCAAACUUGUUGCGAAAUCGGAGGACGGCAUCGGGCGAGGCACCACGGUCUUCAGCUCAGAGCCUCUUGCGGCCGUCGCCACAGACUUGGCCUGUUGCAGCUACUGUUUUCGUUUUCCAGAUGAAGAAGUGCAGCUCCAAAGAUGUGCGAGGUGCAAGGGAGCCCUCUACUGCGGGGCGGAGUGUCAGCGACAGGACUGGACGGCGGGACACAAGAAGGUGUGCAAGUGGAUGACCUCUGGCGACGGCGACUUGCGGCGAGAUGUGGAGAUGCUAGUCAAGGUCACCACAGCGUUGACCGACGGCGAUGCAGCGAAAGCGAUCAACAUAGAGGCCUUUGCGACGCUAGUGGGGCAUCCGGAGGUCGUGGAUGAACGUCACCGUCAGGCUGUCAUCACAGCCACGAGAGCUCGGGACCGAAAGAUUGCUUUUUCCGACGGUGAACUAGCCUUGUUCCUCCAUCGCUUCCAUUGCAACAACGCUUCCAUCGCGGACACCGAGCUGUUCCCCAUCGGCGAAGGAACCUACCCAUUAGGUUCCCUUCUCAAUCACUCCUGCAACCCAAACUGCACUGUAGUCUUCAGGGGACGCACCCAGGUCAUUCGGGCCAUCCGUGACAUCGAAGCUGGCGAGGAACUGACCAUCACGUAUGUGGAUGCAAUGCUGAAACCUGACGACCGCCGUAUAGCUCUUAUGGAAAAAUAUAGAUUUACUUGCGUUUGCGACAGGUGU
This is a messenger RNA of Fimicolochytrium jonesii, 789 nucleotides long. RefSeq lists its product as uncharacterized. Gene Ontology annotation, cellular component: nucleus. The record is from RefSeq and is a predicted model, not a curated record. Gene Ontology annotation, molecular function: protein binding. The transcript has a single exon. The annotation marks the transcript as partial. Lineage: Eukaryota; Fungi; Chytridiomycota; Chytridiomycetes; Spizellomycetales; Powellomycetaceae.